Molecule: messenger RNA, 2472 nt
Organism: Durio zibethinus
Lineage: Eukaryota; Viridiplantae; Streptophyta; Magnoliopsida; Malvales; Malvaceae
Product: shaggy-related protein kinase kappa
Biological process (GO): signal transduction; peptidyl-threonine phosphorylation; cell differentiation
Cellular component (GO): cytoplasm; nucleus
Molecular function (GO): protein serine/threonine kinase activity; ATP binding
Source: RefSeq, a predicted model, not a curated record
UAACAAGUAAAUGAAGAUUGUCAGUGAUUGUGAGUUCUUACUCCAAAAACAUCCAUAGGCUCCAAGACUUUCCUUCUCUCUCCAUCUCUCUUUGCGUGUCCAUAUCCAUUCAAAAAAAAAAAAAAAAUCGGAAAUUGAGAAAAUAGAAAAGUUGAUCAGAUUAAAGGCACUGUUUUGAAUUUCCUAAUCGAAAGGCAAAGAUUAAAAGAAAAAAAUGCGCUUGAUCUGUUUUGAGUUUCGUUCCCAACGCUUCCGAAAACAUACGUGCUGGGACGGGAUGCGAAGCUGUACUCCUGAGUAUUUCGCGGAAAGAAAUACUAGUGUCUAUAACGUUUACUGGCUGAAUUAUGGCAUCUGCAAGCCUAGGAAAUGGAGGAGUAGGUAGUUCCAGGUCUGUCAAUGGUUUCAAAAGUUCGUCUAGUUCUGUUGAUUGGCUGGGGAGAGAAAUACUUGAAAUGAGAUUGAGGGACAAGGUGGACCAUGAUCAAGACAGAGAUAGUGAACCAGAUGUAGUUGAUGGAGUGGGUGCUGAAACAGGGCAUGUGAUAAGAACGACCAUCGGUGGCCGAAAUGGUCAAUCAAAGCAGAAUGUCAGUUAUAUUGCUGAGCAUGUGGUUGGAACUGGUUCUUUCGGUGUUGUUUUCCAAGCAAAAUGUCGUGAAACUGGGGAAAUCGUUGCCAUCAAGAAGGUUCUUCAAGACAAGCGCUACAAGAACAGGGAGUUGCAGAUUAUGCAAAUGCUGGACCAUCCAAAUAUUGUUUCCCUUAAGCAUUAUUUUUUCUCAAAAACUGACAAGGAAGAGCUCUACCUCAAUCUUGUUCUUGACUAUGUCCCUGAAACUGUUAACCGCAUAGCAAGAAGCUACAGCAGGAUCAACACACGAAUGCCUUUAAUAUAUGUUAAACUCUAUACCUAUCAGAUUUGCAGAGCACUUGCCUAUAUACAUAACUGCAUUGAUAUAUGUCACCGUGACAUCAAACCUCAGAACUUACUUGUGAAUCCUCAUACACAUCAGCUGAAACUUUGUGAUUUUGGAAGUGCAAAAGUGCUGGUGAAGGGAGAACCCAAUGUUUCUUACAUCUGCUCAAGAUAUUAUCGUGCUCCAGAACUCAUAUUUGGUGCUACUGAAUACACAACUGCUAUAGAUAUAUGGUCUACUGGUUGUGUGAUGGCUGAAUUGCUUCUUGGACAGCCACUGUUUCCUGGUGAAAGUGGGGUCGACCAACUAGUUGAAAUCAUUAAGGUUUUGGGGACUCCAACCAGGGAGGAGAUCAAGUGCAUGAACCCGAACUACACUGAAUUCAAGUUCCCCCAGAUAAAGCCACAUCCAUGGCACAAAGUCUUCCAAAAGCGUUUAUCUCCAGAAGCAGUAGACCUUGUCUGUAGGUUUUUUCAAUACUCCCCCAAUUUGCGAUGUACAGCUUUGGAGGCUUGCGUUCAUCCUUUCUUUGAUGAAUUGAGAGACCCAAACACUCGCCUUCCCAAUGGCCGUCCGCUUCCACCACUCUUCAAUUUUAAGCCUCAAGAGCUCUCCGGUGUCCCGCCUGAAGUUGUCAAGAAACUUAUUCCAGAGCAUGCACGUAAGCAGAAUUUAUUCAUGGCCCUGCACACUUAGCAACUAUUCCAAGUUUCUUCUGCUUCAACUAGCCAUCCCACGCCAUACGCUUGGUAUGAAAAUGUGUAAAAAAUAUAGCAACUAUUCCAAGUUUCUUCUGCUUCAACUAGCCAUCCUACGCCAUUUGAUUGGUACGAAAAUGUGUAAAAAAUACCCCUUACCCCGUCUUCUGUCAUGGUUCAGUAAGAAAAAGGGUGCUUGAAAACAGUCAUUGGAACGAAAGAGGAGACCCGAGAGGCUUUGAUUGCUGGUGGAGCUGUUUUUGUGUUCAUUAUGAAGACAAUUACUACUAUAGCUUUCCAUGUAUAUUUUUUUGUGAUCCCCUUUGUGGGAGGUUUUAGUGAGAUUAAAAUCGUGAGAAUGUAUGUAAUUUUACCCUGUGCUGAAAACUCUUCAUGUUACAACUCAGCUUUGUUCGUCAGUCAAUUUCUUUUAACCUUUAUAAUUUUACAGUAAAAUCCAAGUUUGCCUUGUGACAUAUGAGAAAAGGUACUGUGAUUCAGAACCUUGAAGAAGCAGAGCAUGUCGCUCCUCCUAUCAAGAUAUUCAAUGUUGGAACCGCACUUGAUUCGGAUGGAAAUUCCAAUGCUACUGGGGACGUGCUCUUGGGAUCUCGAAGAAGCACGGGAUAGUUGAACGAUUCAACUGGCUGGAAGGAUUCUACCAGCGAGAUAUCCGGAUGGGGAACAAGCAAUUCGCAACAAAUGCCUAGAUUAGCAUUGAAAUACCGUGGAUUACUUCAGUAGAGAUCGUACAAUGUUUCAUGUAUUACUGGCUCUUAGACUGACUGAAAUUAUUAGGAUUGAGUAAAAGUUGGACUGAAGUGAUUAGGUCAAUCAAGUGAAUUUAUUUGAAU